AUGGGUGGGGAGAUUGACUCCGUUGUUGAUGCAGAUAUGCCGUGCGGCAACUGCACCUCGCACCUGGAAUCCGACGUUGUAAAAUUUCUGCUGAGUUUGUCAGGACCUAUUCCGACACAGGGCUAUACUCCCAUAGGUGGCCGAGAAUGGCGUGUAUCUCAUGUGGUCGCACGCCUUCUGAUGGGGCUAACAGGCAAACGCCACGAAAAAUGCCCACCUGCCGAGGAGUAUGGCGCCUACACCUACAUGUAUGGUUUCUUCAAUGGAAGUCAGUGGUGCUACCAGAGCCUAAUUGACGCUUCAACUUCCUUCUUCUUCCUUGACGGAAACCGAGUUGCUGCUCCCGGCUGGGCACGCAGCAGCACCUUCGAGAACACACGGUAUGUGCGCAUGUAUCGAAGUGCCUCCGACAGCCUGGACAAUUGGAGCAUCGCACUCGGCACUAUCUUGACCUUGUGCACCGCAGUGGUCGGCAUUGUAGCGCAAGUUUACAACAAGCAGCUAUUCCCACGCCAACACGACCCCAGUCAUCAGGCGCUAACGUGUAGUUUUUCAAGUGUAUCCGCUUAG
Messenger RNA from Dibothriocephalus latus, 570 nucleotides. Lineage: Eukaryota; Metazoa; Platyhelminthes; Cestoda; Diphyllobothriidea; Diphyllobothriidae. The record is from the annotation of a GenBank genome assembly.